AUGACAGGAGCAACCAACAAGAUCGACAUACCCGAGUCGUCCGUGACGGUUGACGUAUCAAUCAUCAACAGCACCUCAUGGGUCGGCAACGUCCCAUACUGGUUCUCGAUCAAACCGGUGUAUCCAGGACUCGAACUCAACGGCGGGCCCAGCUACGCAUUCUACAUCCACCACCGGCCAUCGGACUCGCGGCUACUCUUCGACCUCGGCGUGCGCAAGGACUUCCGCACGCACCUAAGCCCGCAUCUCCUAAAAGCCAUGGAGAAGGUGGGCAUGCAGAUCAGCGUCGAGAAGGAUGUGUCGGAGAUUCUGGCUGAGCAUGGCGGCGUGCAGCCUGGGGAUAUUGACAGCAUUAUCUUCAGUCAUCAUCACUUCGACCACGUCGGAGAUACCACCAAGUUCCCAGGCACGACGAGGCUGGUCGUUGGGCCAGGGUAUAAGCAGCGGUACCUGCCGGGAUAUCCGGAAAACCCUGAGGCGGCGGAGACAACAACGGAUACGUAUGAAGGAAGGGGGACGGUGGAGAUCGAGUUUGCAGAGAAUGACCACCAGGUGUCAACGAUCGGGAAGUUCAAGGCGUAUGAUUAUUUCGACGACGGGAGCUUUUACCUCCUGAGUACACCUGGGCACACGGUCGGACAUUUGUCUGCACUCGCUAGAACGACAGCAAGGGAGAAAGAUGGAGAGUCGACGUUUCUUUUCCUCGGCGGCGACAUCGCGCGCUCCUGCAUGGUCUUCCGCCCGACUGAGAAGUACCCCUUGCCAGAAACGAUCUCGCCCGCCCCCAACAGCAGCCUUGCGCUCACAAACCUCAAUGCAUCAUCAUCAUGCCCCGGAGACUUCUUCGCAUCGAUGCACCGUCUGCGCAACGAGGAAAACGGCGCUCAUAAAUCUCACACCACACCCUUCUGCCUCGCCGCCGGACCCGAUGAAGACCUCGCCGAGUCCCAGAGAAGCGUGGACAAGCUGGCGGGUUUUGACGGACAGGAGAACGUCUUGACGAUUCUGGCUCAUGAUAAUUCUUUACUGGACGUGCUGGAGUACUUCCCUAACACGGCGAACCUGUGGAAGAGGAAGGGGUGGGGGCCACAGGGCCAUUGGCGGUUUUUGGCGCCUUUGAUGAAGGGGAAGGGGGCUGAGGAGGAUAAGGAAAAUAAAGGGAAGGAGAGCUCGCAUCUGUGA
This is a messenger RNA of Exophiala aquamarina CBS 119918, 1182 nucleotides long. RefSeq lists its product as uncharacterized. Bases 1 to 1182 code for a protein of 393 amino acids. The transcript has a single exon. The record is from RefSeq and is a predicted model, not a curated record. NCBI's taxonomy places the organism in Eukaryota, Fungi, Ascomycota, Eurotiomycetes, Chaetothyriales, Herpotrichiellaceae.